CACAACAAAAAAACCCAUUUUUCGCUAGUGUUUUCCACAAAAAAUGUCGAUAUAAGUAUUAAGAUGUGCUGCAUUGAAAGCAUAACGUUAAAUCAUGUUGCAGCGUUAACAAUUUAAUGAAAAGCUAUCUUGUUAACAACACUAGUUCAACAACUCCACUGUAUACGUGAAUAUAUAUGCGCCGUGUGUGUAUGUGUGUAAUUUAUAGUCUUGUUUCGCGCUUGGCUACAGGCAGCAGCAGCAGCAGUUGCAGCAGUUAUUGUUGAACGAUACGCCACCGCCAUGCUCAUAAGAAACGCUCCAAGUAUUCAACCCAAACGAGCAAGUGCCAAAAAUCGCAAACCAAGAGCGUGAGCACCCAAUUCCGCCCCAAAUUGAGUGUAGCGAGGCGCUGUCUGAGAACCAACUGAAGAGAGCGUAAGCAAGAGAGAUCGAUAGAGAGAUAGAGCAGGAGAGUGGAAGCCGGAGAACUAGUCAGGCGCUAGACAGUUGCAUUUAUAAUCGACGGCAUUUGUGGUGCAUCAUCAUCAUGGGCAACAAGAACUCGUGCUGCGCCUACUCGAGUCCACAGUCGGAUCGCAAGUCGAAGGAUAUACCGCCAGUGUUUGAGGAGCGGCAUCAGCUGCCGCACACAUCCCAGCAUCAGCUGGAUGGUCAUCAUGGAACUGGUGGCGUUGCAAUGUCCGUGCAUCACCAUCAACAGCAUCAUCAGCAGGGCAACAGCAAUGCGGACAAUUUUGAGAAUCAACAGAAUCUGCAACACAUCUCGGAGCGUGAAGCGCUCGAGGGUGAGGAGGAUCCAUCAGUGGAUCCAACGGCAGCUACCAUGUUUUUGGAGCGCUCCAAAGUGGAAAAUGGCGGAAUGUCGCGAAAACGUUCACAGCAUCAAAUUGCACAACAAAACAGCAGCAUCGGCGGCGGCGGCGGCGGCGGCGGUUCCAACACGCCUGGCGCCAACAGCUCGGGUGGCGGCUUCACUGGAGGUGGCGGUCUCAAAAAGAGCUCCUCGUGUUCCACAAUCUAUUUAGAUGAUAGCACCGUGUCCCAGCCAAAUCUGAAGAACACCGUCAAAUGUGUUUCGUUGGCCAUUUACUAUCACAUCAAGAAUCGGCAAUCCGAUCGGCGAUUAGACAUCUUCGACGAGAAGCUGCAUCCCCUAACACAUGAUCAUGUGCCCGAUAACUAUGAUACGCUUAAUCCUGAGCAUCGACAGAUCUACAAGUUUGUGCGCACCCUCUUCAAUGCCGCCCAGCUGACGGCCGAGUGUGCGAUCAUAACUCUAGUCUAUCUGGAACGUUUGCUCACCUAUGCUGAACUCGAUGUGGGGCCAUGCAACUGGAAGCGCAUGGUAUUGGGUGCCAUACUGCUUGCGUCUAAGGUGUGGGAUGACCAGGCAGUUUGGAAUGUCGACUACUGCCAGAUACUCAAGGAUAUUACGGUCGAGGAUAUGAAUGAGCUGGAGCGUCAGUUUCUCGAGCUUUUGCAGUUCAACAUAAAUGUGCCCUCUUCCGUUUAUGCCAAAUAUUACUUUGAUUUGCGCACGCUUGCCGAAGCGAAUGAGCUCAAUUUUCCCACUGAGCCGCUGUCGAAGGAGCGCGCCCAAAAACUGGAGGCCAUGUCACGUGUCAUGCAGGACAAGGUGACAGCCGAGGCGCUCAAGAAUGGCAUCAAGAAAUGGUCCUCAAUGGACAAUGUCAGUCAGGGCGGACCGCGACGCAGCGUGGCCAUAUUAUCGUGAUUUAUAUUAGCUUAUUAAAAACUAAACCAACAAAAAUUGUAUUCUAUUCUGUGUAGAAGCCGUAGCGGUACCGACUUGUCCUUCCCACACAAAAGAAACUAAGAAAUUGUAAACUGAAAAAGUCGCGCCUGUAAGUGAAAACGUUCACAAUUUGUUUAACGAACUUCAAUUUAUACAUUUCUUAUGACUUGAAAUUCAUUUGCUAUCAUUUAAUUAAGUGUACUAACUUUAUGAGAAAGUUACAUUCAAAAUCUAACGAAGGCAGCACACAUGAAUGAAAAAAACAAAAGUAAAUUUUCAAAAAUAAUGAAAGUCUUUUACACACACACCCACACCACGUCUCGAAUUAAGGACCACUUUUUAUAUAUACACACAAUGGUAUACAAUACUACCGAUUGCAGUCAAGGAUUUGGAUGUCUUUUAAAAUAUGCCUAACAACUACAACAGCGCGUAACCAAUUGCCAAAAACAGAAAUACUUAAAAAAAAACACAAAAAAAUAAAAAAAAAUGAAAUUGCACUGUAUAAAAAGCUUGAAUAUUGAACAAUAUAAUAUUUUGUAAUUUGGUAAAUUUAGUCACAACGACAACAACAAAUCGACUUAUCUCAAUGGAUUCCAAAGUGACUAAUCCAAAAAAAAAGAAAACAAUUUUAACAGCAACUGCGCCCCCAAAAAACUAAAAGCAAGAAAUUCUUUCUGUAAAUUUGUAACGAAUUUAAUAUUGUUUUAUUUUUGUUUGCUAAAUUUCAAUUAUGUUAAGCGAUUUUCUAAUAGUUUCGAAUAAGUUCACAUAUAUAUUUAUAUAUAUACUUGAUCGAAUCGAGGCGCAGCACAACUAUUUGGGGCGUGGCAUGCAUCAAAAUAUAUUUGUUUUGAUUAAUAGUAAUAUUUAAACACAGAGCGCAAUAUUUAACCCAAGAUUUGUGAGUACAUUAAU
This is a messenger RNA of Drosophila hydei, 2674 nucleotides long. It is a transcript of the gene CycY, whose product is annotated as cyclin-Y-like protein 1. Bases 530 to 1738 code for a protein of 402 amino acids. NCBI's taxonomy places the organism in Eukaryota, Metazoa, Arthropoda, Insecta, Diptera, Drosophilidae. Gene Ontology annotation, biological process: regulation of cyclin-dependent protein serine/threonine kinase activity; regulation of canonical Wnt signaling pathway. The record is from RefSeq and is a predicted model, not a curated record. Gene Ontology annotation, molecular function: cyclin-dependent protein serine/threonine kinase activator activity; protein kinase binding. Gene Ontology annotation, cellular component: plasma membrane. The transcript is spliced from 3 exons.